Molecule: messenger RNA, 26199 nt
Organism: Esox lucius (northern pike)
Lineage: Eukaryota; Metazoa; Chordata; Actinopteri; Esociformes; Esocidae
Gene: dst
Product: dystonin
Exons: 95
Coding region: 1080-25358 (8092 amino acids)
Biological process (GO): wound healing; intermediate filament cytoskeleton organization; hemidesmosome assembly
Cellular component (GO): focal adhesion; membrane; hemidesmosome
Molecular function (GO): calcium ion binding; structural molecule activity; microtubule binding
Source: RefSeq, a predicted model, not a curated record
ACAACAUACAGUAGCCUUCACCUUGGUGGGAACCGGUGACCAUUCAGACAGUAGUAGGAUGCCCUAACCACUAAGCCACCUCCUUCAUGGACCAUACGUAUCACAUAAUUGCAUACAAACGUAUCGUCACUUGUUCCAUAGGUUACACAUGAGUCACAUCCUGGGUAAAAUGUGCACUGUGUCUGCCCCCAGUCGAACUGGACGGCAGUGGUCUAGAUAAUGGUGUUUGUUUAAACCACUGCACACAGGCCCCACCUCUGGCUUUCCCAUUGUAUACGGUCUGAUACAUAGGCAAAGUGAAAGCGCUUUGUUAGCUGUGCGUCUGCUUUUGUUGACCCAUGCCGGGCCUGUUAUUUUUAAAGCCCCUAAGAUAGGUCCGGAUUCUCUCUGCUUGGUACGGCCCAUCAGGGGCAGGCCAACUUGCUGAGCAAAGUUUUCCCAUACGAUGUAAUCAUCACGACUAUCAGCUGGCAUAGCAGAUUACCGACAGCCAGCUGAUCCUGCCCUGUUCCUCUCCCUCCUUGCCACCCCCGUCCCUCUCAGACAGGCAGCCUCGUCACAGUUUGGGAAACAUUACUCCUGGAGGCGUUCUGGAUGUGCCCGUGUUUACACUUUCUGCCCGAAACAGAAACCGGGGCUUUUGGCUCUCUCUAUCAGCUGUUAGCCAGAGUGUGGUACGUGGCUGUGCUUUUAUGGUACUUCUUUUGGAUUAGCACUGGGAAAAAUGUUCAAAGGUCAGACCGAGAGAGGAUUCCUCUGAGCAGAGUCAAGAACGGAAGAGAGGAGUGACGGAAGGAAGUGCCUGGGACAUCUCAGUCCUCGCGGGUAUCAGCGACAGACAGACUCUCUUUCCCGGGCCAGCCCAGCUCUGUACGGAGGGGAGGGGUGUGUGGGCCUGCUGCCGGCUCUCUGCCACCGCUUCCUCUCCGCCCUCUUGGAGGAAAUCCACUGCUGCCUCUCAGAAGAACAACUGAGCCCCGCGUCGCGUUUAGUCCCGCUGGCGGAAUAUUCCGUUGGGGGAAAAAAAAAAGCAGCGAAAGGAUAAUAAAGGCCGUUUAUUGAACGCAUGACGGAAAGUCAUGGGCAAUGUGUGUGGCUGUGUGCGGGGGCCCAAGGAGGAAUGCUAUGUGGACCCCACCAAAGCUCCGCUCAGCCCGGGGCCCGGAGAACUCCGCGGCCGUCACUACUUCCAGCGGAAGAAGAAGAGGAAAUCGGGGGAGUUUCAGCGUCCGGAAUCCCUCCGGAGCCGAGGGGGAGAGGGGGCCCGGAUUGAGGAGGAUGUUCCCAGCGUGGCGGAGGUUGAGCGUGGAGCGCACGGGGGCGUCAGGGAGAGCCAAGCAGGGAUAGAGAGAGCACUGGAGGGGGACGCCUCCAGACCUCGGCACCAAAGUGUCAGCGAGCGGGUGUAUGUCGGACUAGUCCCCAAAGUUCCUCUUGGGGAGAAGUUGGGGUUGCGAUCCGGACACGUUCCUGCACACCAGACGGAGAGCGGGGCGAAGCUCCACGGCGUCAUCAAGACCUCCAGGAGUAUCGCUUCUAAGGACGGGCUGCUGGAAAAGAGGCUUCUGAAUAGGCAGCUGAGGCGGGCAGUGACAUUUGGAGCUGUGGAGCAUAUGCUGCGCACCCUGAGAGGGGACGGCGGGAGGUCGUUGAACGUUAAAGGGCUCCCUCAAAUCAUAUGCAGCACUCAAGUGCGCAAGAAGAGGAAGAGGGCCCUUACCUGCUCAGGUGUAGCGUUCCCCCAUACCUAUUAUUUGCAGCCUCCGCAGGCACCGGCCAAAUGUACAUCCGCCCAAAAUGAGAUCUCAGAGAUCCAUGUUUGCGGGGAAUCCGAGGACAUGACAGCCAAGGAGCGUCUGCUGAUGUGGUCCCAGCAGAUGACCGAGGGCUAUGUGGGUGUACGUUGUGACAACUUCACCACCUCUUGGAGGGAUGGGAGACUUUUCAAUGCCAUCAUUCACAAAUACAGGCCUGACCUUGUGGAUAUGAGCCGAGUGUCGUUGCAGAGUAGCCGGUCAAACUUAGAACAGGCCUUUGGUGUUGCUGAACGGCUUGGCGUGGCCAAACUUUUGGACCCUGAGGACGUGGAUGUGCAGUCGCCAGAUGAGAAGUCAGUCAUCACUUAUGUCUCAACACUAUAUGAUGUCUUCCCUAAAGUUCCCGAUGGUGUUGACGGUAUCAGUGCAAAUGAUGUUGAUAUCAGAUGGGUUGAGUACCAGAACAUGGUGAAUUACCUGGGCCAGUGGAUCAAACACAAUGUGGCAGUGAUGUCAGACAGAACGUUCCCUAACAACCCAGUGGAACUUAAGGCACUUUAUACACAGUACUUGCAGUUUAAGGAGAAUGAAAUCCCGCUGAAAGAAAACGAAAAGAGCAAAAUCAAACAUCUUUACCAAAUGCUUGAGGUUUGGAUCGAGUUUGGUCGUAUUCAGCUGCCUCCAGGGUAUCACCCCAACGAUGUGGAGAAGGAAUGGGGCAAGCUGAUUGUGGCCAUGUUGGAGAGAGAGAAGAGCCUGAGGCCUGAGGUGGACAGGCUUGACAUGUUGCAGCAAAUUGCCGCUAGGGUCCAGCGGGACUGUGCCACUGGAGAGGACAAAUUGGCAUUAGCAAGAACAGCUCUGCAGUCUGAUGCUAAGCGACUAGAGUCUGGGAUCCAGUUCCAGAACGAGGCGGAGAUUGCUGGGUACCUCCUGGAGUGUGAGAACCUCCUGAGACAGCAGGUUGUGGACAUCCAGGUCCUGCUGGAUGGGAAGUUCUACUACUCAGAUCAGCUUGUUCAAAGGGUGUCCAAGCUCCGUGACGACCUGCUGGGACUCAGGGCUGAGUGUUCUUCUGUGUACAACCAAGGACGCACCCUGACCACUGAACAGACCAAGAUGAUGAUCUCAGGCAUAACCCAAAGUCUCAACUCAAGCUUCUCUUCAUCAAACCUAACCCCGGCGCUCACCCCUGGAUGCCUGGGAACCCCUGGCCCCACCUUCACCUCCAGCCUAAGCCCGAGCCUCACUCCUGGCCUGACCCCUGCCAUGACCCCCAGCGGAAUGCAGCCUGGCUCAGUUCAGGCCUACAUGGGUGGUGGAGGAGGGGGCAUGGAUCCGGGAUCCCUCCAGCACCUCAAACACAUGCAGAUCCGCAAGCCCAUGGGCAAGGCCUCUCUAGUGGACCCCAAUAUGACAGAGGAAGAGGUCAACUUGAACUUUGUGCAGGACCUCGUCAACUGGGUGGAGGAGAUGCAGGUGCAAUUGGAUCGUGGAGAGUGGGGAUCCGAUUUGCCUAGUGUUGAAACACAUUUAGAGAACCACAAAGGUGUUCACAGAGCCAUUGAAGACUUUCAAAUGAGCCUUAAAGAAGCCAAACUUAGUGAGAUUCAGAUGACCCAAGCGCAAAAACAAAGUUAUUCUGAAAAACUGGGCAAAUUAGAAAACCAGUAUGGGAAGUUACUGAACUAUUCGCGAGAGCGUCAGAAGAACCUGGAGAGCCUGCGUGACUUUGUGUCCCGGGCCACCAUGGAACUCAUCUGGCUGAACGAGAAAGAGGAGGAGGAGGUCGCCUUUGACUGGAGCGAUCGCAACAGCAACAUUUCCAAGAAGAGAGAGUACCAUGCUGAUCUGAUGAGAGAGUUGGAUGACAAGGAGGAGGUGAUCAAGUCAGUGCAGGAUAAGGCAGAGAGACUCCUUCAGGAGAGCCACCCUGCCAGGCUAACUAUUGAAGCAUACAGAGCGGCCAUGCAGACCCAGUGGAGUUGGAUCCUACAGCUUUGCUCGUGCGUGGAGCAACACCUCAAAGACAACACAGUGUAUUUUGAGUUUUUCAAUGAUGCCAAAGAGUCCAUGGACUACCUAAAGAGCCUACAAAGUGACAUCCAAAGGAAGUAUGGCUGUGAUCGGACAAGCAGCUUACACAAGCUGGAGGAUCACAUUCAGGAGUCCAUGGAUGAGAAGGAGCAGCUUCUUCAGUACCGCAGCACAGUGGCUGGGUUAGUGGGCAAGGCCAAGACCAUCGUCCAGCUCAAGCCCAGGAACUCAGACACCCCGGUCAGGUCCUCCAUACCCGUCAAAGCCAUCUGUGACUAUCGACAAAUAGAGAUCACCAUUUAUAAGGACGACGAGUGUGUCCUCGCCAGUAACUCCCACCGGGCCAAAUGGAAGGUGAUCAGUCCGUCUGGGAACGAGGCCAUGGUGCCCUCUGUCUGCUUUACCGUGCCUCCACCCAACAAGGAGGCAGUGGAGCAGGCUAGCCGGAUGGAGCAGCUUUACCAGAAUGUUCUGGCCCUCUGGCACCACUCCCACGUCAACAUGAAGAGUGUGGUCUCCUGGCACUACUUGAUGGCUGACAUCAGAGCCAUCCGCAACUGGAAUGUGUCCUCGAUUAAGACCAUGUUGCCAGGCGAGCACCAACAUGUUCUUAGCAACCUGCAGUCCCACUUUGAUGACUUCCUGGAGGACAGCGAGGAGUCAGAGGUGUUCAUGGUGGCAGACUGUUCCCAGCUAGAGAUGGAGGUGCUGGCCUGCAAAGAGUACUAUGAGGAGCUGCUAAAGGCUGCAGAAAGAGAGGAACACGAGGAGUCUGUGUACAACCAGUACAUCUCUGAGGUGCGCAACUUCCGCAUGCGUCUGGAGGCCCAGGAGGAGCACCUGAUCCGACAGAUCCGCACCCCGCUGGACAGAGACGACCUAGAGCAGAGUGUGUUGCGCAUUAGAGAGCAAGAGAAGAAGAAGGCCGAGCUGGAUCAGCUUAAAGAGGAUCUGGAUACAAUGAAGGAGAAGUGUGAGACUUUCCUCAGACAGGCCGCAGCCUCUCCUUCUGUCCCUGUCCUGUCCUCUGACCUCAACGUCCUAACCCAGAGCAUGAGCCAGGUUUACUCCAUGUCCUCUAUCUACCUGGAGAAACUGAAGACGGUUAGUUUGGUGGUGAAGCACAGCCAGAGAGCAGAGGCUCUAGUGAAACUCUAUGAAGCCAAACUUUCUGAGGAAGAUGCUGUGAAUUCUGAGCUGAAGUCCAUUGACGCAGUCGUCAGCACGCUCAAGCAAUGGCGCUCAGAGAUUGAUGAGCAGCGGGAUGUCUUUCACGACCUUGAAGAUGGUCUACAGAAGGCGCGUGGCAUCAGCGACCGCAUGUUCAAGGCCCACAAUGAGCGUGACUUUGACCUGGACUGGCACAAGGAAAAAGCUGACCAGCUGGGAGAGAGGUGGAACAACGUACACUCCCAGAUUGAGAACAGACUUCGUGACCUGGAGGGAAUCGGUAAAUCACUGAAGUACUUCAGAGAAUCCUACAGCAGUUUGGAUGAAUGGGUCAGGGAGAUGGAGGCUGCUCAGCUAAAGACCCAGGAAAACCAGCCAGAGGACAGCAAGGCACUCGCUGAGCUACUUAACCAACAGAAGGUCCUAGUUGCAGAAAUUGAACAAAAGCACGGCAGAAUUGAUGAAUGCCAAAAGUAUUCAGAGCAGUACUCAUCUGGGGCUAAAGAUUAUGAGCUACAGCUGAUGACCUACAGAGCGAUGGUUGACUCCCAGCACAAAUCUCCACUCAAGAGACGAAAGAUGCAGAACUCAGCUGAUGCAAUCAUUCAAGAGUUCAUGGACCUACGAACUCGCUACACAGCCCUUGUCACCUCUAUGACCCAGUAUGUAAAGUUUGCCAGUGAAACGUUGAAGAGAACCGAAGGCGAAGAGAGAUGUGUUGAUGAGGAGAAAAAAAAACAUGGUGAUAAAGUAAGCCAGUUAUUGGGUUGGAUUUCCAGUGUGAAACCGGGCCAAAGCAAAGACGGUAAAGCCACCACAGACACCUCUAGUAAGCCCCAGGUUUCAAUAGAAGAAAUGGUAACAAAGAAAGAGCAAAUUGCAGAAGCCCUGAGGACAACACAGCUGCUUCUAACUAAACAUAGUGAUAAAAUGACUGAGGAGGAGAAGCAUGAGGCCAAAGAACAGCUGAAAUCCCUCCAACAGGCCUACAGUGAGCUCUCCCAACACUGUGCGGAACAGACACCCUCUGCUGACCAGGAGUUUAAGACAGUUGCAGGCGUUUUGGAAGUGGGAAGUGCAGAGGUCCACUCUGUGUUUAGUUCUGUGCAGAGCGGCCUGAUUGACCAUAUUACCGGGCUGUGUCUUCUGGAGGCUCAGCUCAUUACCUCUGGCCUCGUUCUGCCUCAGCUAAGGAUGUGCCUCGGGUUGGAUGAUGCGCUCCAACACAAUCUCAUUGACGAGGCCACCUGGAAGCAACUCAGAGAGCUUCACGAAGCCAAUGAGUGCCUCCUGAGCCCGUUGUUCUCCUCAGAGCCUCUCCCUGUCAUGGCAGCGGUUAGAGUCGGGGCAAUCCCUGAGCGCCUGGCCAUCAAGGUUCUAGAGAUUCAACUGGCCACCGGGGGGUUGAGGGUGUCCCACACUGGGGAUGUGCUUUCCCUGGACAGGGCCUUUCAGUCCGGUCUGAUUCCUUCCCCUCUGUACAUCAAGCUCGUGGAGAGACAGAACACACAGAAAGUCCUGAUAAACCCCAGCACUGCAGAGAAGGUCUCACUUGCCCAGAUGGUUCAGAGGAGUGUGGUUGAUAGAGAGACUGGACUAAGACUGGUGCCGGUAACGAAAAGCCACAAUGGAAGCUUAGAGCUGACACCUGGAAGGGAGAUGAAUGUACUUAGGGCAGCUCAUGAGGGGUUGAUUGACAGAGAGACUACACUGAGGCUGCUGGGGGCUCAGCUCUUUGCAGGAGGUAUUGUCGACCCCAAAACAGGCCGCAAGCUCACUGUAGAGGAUGCCCUGUCAGAGGACUUGAUCGAUGAAGACACUGCCAGUGGGAUACUUAGCCAGCAAGCCCAAUAUGGAGGCAUUGUGGACCCUCAGAAUGGAAGACGACUUACGGUGGAAGAGGCAGUUCAGUGUGGUUUGAUUAGCUGUAGAAGUGCACUUUUGGUGCUAGAGAAACAGGGGUUAAUGGGACUUUUAUGGCCUGGUUCGGGUGAAAUCUUGACAGUGUCAACUUCUCUGCUGCAUGAAAUCAUCAAUGACCAGUUCGCAUUCAAACUGCUCAUCAACAGACAGAAGAUAGCCGCCCUUUACAUACCAGAAGACUCCGAGGUAGUGGAUAUUGUCUCUGCUACUCAAAAGGGUUUUAUUGAUACACAUACAGCAGAGGUAUUGAAAACCAUUGAAAUACCUGAUGUUUUUCCUGAUGUUGAUGAGCUCAUGGAAAGCUUUUCAAGCUGGUUGAUGUUGAGGGAGAUUCAGAUUGGAGGGUUGCAUCGCCCAACAGAUCAUACUAAGAUUGAUGAAGAGAACGUAAAGAAACCAUCUCCUAUUGAGGCAAAACAGUUAUUCAUCUCAUACCUCAUGAUGAAUAGUUACAUGGAUAGAAAUUCUGGACAAAGGCUUUUAAUUUUAGAUGGACAGUUGACCAAAAUGGCAGAACAUUUAGUUGAUAUUUCAGUAAAGACAUCUGAAAACAAAAGACCAAACACUGGACUAAGUAGUGCCAUUUUUGGGAAUUCUUCUUUGAAAGAAGAUAUGUCAGAAGAUUCAAACAUUUCAUUUGAAAUUGAAACUGUGAAUUAUGGAUCUUUGCACAUACAUGAGGAAACAGAUAAAACAAUGAUGGACCACAAUGCUUCCAAUUUCUUCAGGGAUGAGUCAGAAUAUAAUCAGUCCGACAGUAAAACCUUUUCUGAUAAUCUGGUUAAGGUGCUACAUCAAGAUGGAACAGAGUUGGCUGCAGCUAUUGACUUUGGAACAAAUAGCAUGCGUCCAGAUCCUGAAAUAAACAUCAAUGAAAAUAACACAAUCUGUGAAAAUCCCAUAACUAUUGAAACCUCAGGUAAUCAACAAAAAUAUGAUUGUAUUGGAAGUUCAGCGACACUGACUCCCCCCAAACCAUGCUUAUUGAAUAUCCCAGAUAUAGGUUUGCCCUUUGGUGCACAGGAUUGCAAGGGGAUCCAAGCACAUGAUUUCACAGAGGAGUUAUCUUGCUCUGAUGAGAAUACCAGGCAGCACGAUUCUGACGGCAUUUAUCAAAAGAAUCCGAGCUCAUCACCUUUUCAAAUAUGUUUAGAAACCAAAGAUGUAGCUUUAAAUAAUCCACCAAAAGAAGAAACAGACACACAGGCCAUGUCGGAAAUCUCAACCACUCAUAUUUCAUCCUCAUUGAAUUGCCAAAAAAAUAAAAUAAUAGCACUAGGAGUCACAGAGGAAGCAUCUGUGGCUGUUCAUUCUGAAGACCAUGAUCUCUAUCAAAAUCUCUAUCAAAAGAACCGUUUCGGCACAAGGACAUUGUUUGAAAUUGAUAAAGGAAUACCUCAAGAUAAUCUACAAACAGAGAUGGUCAGUGGAGUUGCAGUCACGCCAAGAAUCUUAGAAUGCUCAGGACCUUCUAUAUUAUGCUUAGUGAAUGACACAGACAUGAGCUUGUCACCAUGUGCUGAGGAUUCUAAUAGUGUGACGGCACAAGGCCUUACAGAGGAAUCUUGUUUUAGCUCUUGUAAGAAUAUCAGUGCAAGCCCAGCACUAAAUGACAUUAAUUUGGCAGCCUCUGAAAUAGCAAUAGAAACCAAUUUGGAAAGUUUGGUUUUUCCUAAAUCCUGUUCAGUUGAUUCUAAAAAGACCAACAAACCACCUGAAUCUGAAGCCAGCGUUUUGAGAGAUGAAAAUAAGACGACACACAACACAAGUCAAGUGCCCGUUAAAAUUGAUGUAGAAACCUCACAUAUAGCUUCAGGUAAGCCAAAUGAGAUAUUUAUCCUUAAUGGAGGUUCAGCUACACCAGCUAUUUUGAAUAGAGAAUCUCGUCCUGGACCGUGCUCUGUAAAUGACACAGUCAUGAGCCUCCCCUUGGACGUCCCAGAGAAUGUGUCUAGUGAAAGUAUUUAUACCAGACAUCCUGAUAGCAUCUAUCAUAAGACUACUAAUAAAACAGCUCCAUUUGUAUUUGAUCUAAAACCCCCAGCUUUAGACAAUCAAAUAAAAGAGACUUUCACUAUCAAUGAAGGGUCAGGCACACAAACCGUUUUGGAAAGCUCAGCCACACCAAAGUUGUUCUUGGGGAAUGUCGAAGUGUCAAGUCAACCCGCCGCACAGGAUUCCAUAAGAAUGCCAGGACUUAAUGAAGGUUCUUCCUCUGAAAAUAAUGUGCAACUUAAGAGAAGGGAGUUUGCACAAGGUUUGGCAGACAGGCUUUCUACAUGUAUCGACUCAGAUCACAGUACCAGCCAUCCCGCCUCCAACGUAUGUGUUUUGACUGACAAAAGGGACACAAUAUGCACAAGCCCAGUGCAAUUUAAAAUUGAUUCAGAAACAGACAUUGCUUCAGAUAAUCAAGAAAGUUUCAAUGAAGAUUUAGAGGUUCAAGAUUCUACAUUGUACCCACUGAAGGACAUUGAUGUGAGUUUUUCCUCAGGUGCACAAUCUUCCCCACAAGAAACAUGUGGCUGUGAAACAGAGAAGCAAACGGACUUUGAUUCUUCUACAUUGACCACUUUAUUGAAAGACACCCUUGACACAACCACAGAGUUUCCGUAUGCUGAAGAAGUAGCAUGGGAUAAUGAAGCAGAGAGAGGCUUUGCGAUUCACCUUCUCAGAGCCCAAGUAGAGGAGGGGGGCAUUUUGGAUAUCAUCUCUGGGAAACGCUACAAUCUUGAUGCAGCUCUUGAUAAAGGGCUUGUGGAUGAGGAGACUGUGUUAGAGGUGCUGGCAUUGCAGCUGCACAAGGGAGAUGUAUUGGGGGAUAGGAGAAGCACAAUGGAAACUCUGAAAGAAGCUGUGUCUGAAGGCUCCAUAUCCUCCCAGGUAGCCCUCCAGAUCAUGGAACAGCAGAGCCUGUUAGGUGGUGUAUGUGACUCGAAGUCUGGAUGCACUGUUAGUGUAAGUGAAGCAUUAGAUUCAGGGAUGAUUGAUGGUGAUUUGGCUGAUAAGAUCCUACACUCAGACCAAGUCCACAAAGCAAUAAUUGACCCUGAUCGAAGUUCUACACACAGCAUUUCCUAUGCCUGUCUGGACCUCAUAGACAAUGCUGAGGCUGAGAAUAUGGAUUCGCAUCAGACAGACAAGAAGUUAGCGGUUUUGGUUCUUCAUGCGCCCGAUGAGGACGUUAAUCGGGAAAAAGAGAAUCGGAUAAGAUGCGCAGAGGAAGAUCUAGGAAUGGAGGGCAACCGAGAACUAAUCUGUGAUUCCAAGAAAUCUGUACUUCAUUCGUUCACCAUUAGUAAUGGGCCAGUACAUAGACAGAUGAUAACACGUAUCCUGCCAAAUCAGUUAACAGAGGGGCGGGGCACUCACCAACCUGAUACAACACCUUUCUUCAGGAAAGAUGGUUCCUCACAGACCCCCACCAAUCCACUGUCAGACAUAGUCCCUGGGUUUACAAAUGCCAUCCAAAAUGCUGUGUCGUCAAAGAGAUGGGAAACCCCCACCAUGAGCGGCGGUGGACCCAGUGGAGAACCUAGAGACCUGGCUGUGGAAGCGAGACAGACAGGUGGAGACUGUAACAAGACCAAUCUGUCCUGUGCGGCUGUCAGCUUCACUCUGGGUGAUGGGCAGGUGGGAGAGGGGCACCAGCACACAGCGGGGCACCAGACUGUCAGUCCGGUUCAGGGUGUCUCUGGCGUGUCCUGCUGGUUAUCUGACGGAAGGAGAACGGAGAACGAGUUGAAUGCCGUUGAACCAUCAGCCAGCUGGUUAGUCAGUGGGUCAGACCAGGGAAAGGAUGGGUCGUCAGCGAGGGGUUUGUCUGCCGAUGAGACAGGCCCAGUGUCCAGAGGAUUGUCUGCCGAUGAGACAGGCCCAGUGUCCAGAGGAUUGUCUGCCGAUGAGACAGGCCCAGUGUCCAGAGGAUUGUCUGCCGAUGAGACAGGCCCAGUGUCCAGAGGAUUGUCUGCCGAUGAGACAGGCCCAGUGUCCAGAGGUUUGUCUGCCGAUGAGACAGGCCCAGUGUCCAGAGGAUUGUCUGCCGAUGAGACAGGCCCAGUGUCCAGAGGUUUGUCUGCCGAUGAGACAGGCCCAGUGUCCAGAGGAUUGUCUGCCGAUGUGACAGGCCCAGUGUCCAGAGGUUUGUCUGCCGAUGAGACAGGCCCAGUGUCCAGAGGAUUGUCUGCCGAUGAGACAGGCCCAGUGUCCAGAGGUGUGGCCGUUCAUGUUGACAAACCUGCAACAAGCGGUGAUGGAGUUUUGUUGUUGUGCGCCUCUACUCUGCAACCUGUGGUGAGGUCAGAUGGGGACAUUGGUGAAGAUAUUGAGUCCUCAUACAAGUCCCCAGGUCAGAAAAAUACUUCUGUGCAAUUUUUGAAACCCUCUGAUUUAGCUGUUGUGUCCAAUGUACAGAGUUUAGAAACCCGCAGUGACAAUAAUGACAGUUGUGAUUUAGGUGGUCAAUUGCCCACUAAUGAGAUAAUAAGCCAAAUCUCCCCCCAUCUGACACUGAGUGACAAACAUCAGUCAAAUGGAGGUACUGAACAGGAAGCUAAAGCUAUUGACACUAUCUCUUCUGGGAGACGAGACAAGUCAUCUGAUGGCAGUUUCUCACACAUUACUGAUCCAGCUGAUUUACCCACUGUGUCCAAGACUUCACAGAAAGAACCAACAUGUCUGUCUGAGAAGUUUCCUGAUACAAGUUCAACAGCCUCUGACACUACCCCACCGCCUCCAUUACAGUCCACAGAGCCAAGUGUAAUAUCAAAUGUUGAACAAUAUAAAUGUGUUGUUGAGACUCAUCCCCAGCCAAUGGCUGCAAACAUUCACCUAGAAUCCUCCUCCAGUACACCCUCAACAUCAGAACUGACCUCAGGGCAUCAUGUAAAAACGGAAGAGCCUGGCUCAGGAUCAGAUCGAGUACAUGAUGGAAAUAGGAUGAAACACUGUGGUGCUGUUGAGAAUCACACCCAUCUAAUGACUGAUCGAGUUCCUCCCGCCUCUUCCUCCAUGACAACUGAUAAUGUCCCACCUCCAGUGCUGAACAUAUAUAGUGCUCUCAGGUCUGGUUUAGGUGAGUUGGUGAGAAUGAGGGUGGAGGGGGCCGAUGUCAGUGACUUGGAAAAGGCUGAGACCAAAGCAGUGGAGGAUAUCAUCAACAUGAUACAGGACAAUUCACAGUCCCACGGAGGGGUUUGUGGUGAUUCGGAAGAGACAGAUGCAGCUUGCGGGGUAAUGAAGAGUAGUAGCCCGGAUCUCCUCAGGGAUCUGUUGAAGCAAGAGUCUCUGUGUUCAGGUAAAACUAGUCCCGAAGAAGGGAAAUCGGCCAUUAAAGAAACACUGUCAUGUCAUGUGUCCCAGAUUCAGUCUCAGCUUCUGCAGAUUCUUAAAAGUGUAUCUUCAAGUCAAGACCCCGCCAUGCUUGAAGAUGUGAUAGGAACCUUGAGCAGUUUUUUGGGGGGUGCUUCUCAUGAAGAAAGGCCACAAAACCUAGAGAUCAUCCAGGAAGAGGGUUCAUCAGACGAGGCUGAAGGUGUUGUUGUAGAUCCCAUGGGAAGUCCUGACCUAUGCCAAUCUACCGAGGCUCAAUCCAGUUCAGACAAAGAUGAUUCUGAAGCAAUUCAAAGUCAAAGUUCUAAGGUCAGGUACUCCACCCAGGAUUUUCUGGAGUGUGUGGGCCGACUCCAGGACCAUGCCGAUGUUCUAGAGGAGAUCAAGAACAACCUGUCAUUUCAACAGGGCAAUAUCAGUAACAGUAUGGAGGAAUUACACUGUCAACUUGAGGAAUCUCAGUCUAUGGAAGCACAUCUUUCUGCACUGGCUAGCUUUUUAACCAGAGAUCUGGACAUAGCCAAGCAGCUGUUAAAGUCUGCUGUGGGCCUCGUUCCCACGCAUAUCCACCAAGAUCUGGCUUCAGCCUUUCAAAUACUGCAGCCAGCGUUUGCAGAUGUUUGUCAAAUGUCUGCAGAAAGGAACUGUCUUCUAACGCAGGCCAUUAACAAAGGAAAGGCCAAUUUGGAGUCAACAUACCACAAACUCCUCAGUAACCUUGAACGACUAGGCUGUGUUCAUGAGAUGGCCUGCAAACUAGACCUGAACACAUAUGAUGUGGACACAGUGAAAGACAUGAUCCAGAACAAUAAGGACAUGGACUCUAGUCUGUCAGGGAGCUAUAGAAAACUGGAGGACACUGCAUUUGAUAUCCAGCUCUUUAUCUCAGAACACGCCCAGUUCCUCAGUCCAGCUCAGAGCAGCCAACUUCUCAAGUCUCUCACCGCCACCCAGAGGACAUUUAAGGAGCAGAAGGAGAAGUUGGCCAACCAGAGACACACCCUGGAACGCCACCUAGCGAUCAGAGAGGAGGAGUGUCAACAGAAGUGCAUGCUGGAGAAGCAGAAGGAGUUGUCAGACAAGCUGCAGGAGCUGUGUGACAACCUCACCAAUACAGAGAACCGUCUCAUAGGCCAGGAGCAGCAGGUAAAGGUUGCUGAGAGUGUGGGGGAUCUCCAGCAGGUGCAGCAAGAACAUCAGGCCUUGCAGAAAGACGUGCUGACCAAUGGCAGCGCCUUGAACGAGGUCAUCAGCAGCACCAAGAAGUUCUUGGAUGAGAACCGGUCUAAACUGACCCCAGAUCAGAUUGCUGCCAUUGAGAGCAAGCUGGAGGAUGCCAAGAGCAAGGCCCAACUCAUCAACCAACGGGCUGAGGAGUCACAGAAGGUUCUGGAGAAGUCUGUGACUGCUGCUAUCAAACAGGAGACUGAGAAGGUUGCUGCUGUAGAGCAGCUUGAGGAGAGCAAGAACAAGAUUGAGGGUCUGCUGGACUGGAUAAACAAUAUGGGGACUGAGAAAGGGAUGGAGGGCGACCAGACCGACCAUAUGGGCAAACAGAACGGGAAUCUGCCAUUGGCUUCGGAUACUUCGGCUGAUAACAUUCUGGCAGAGGACGAUGACCUGAAUGGAAACAAUGGAAACAUUGUCCAGACUACAGAUAACGACUCUGGCAGAGAGGUGACAGGCGAGGCUUCUGAACCAGACCUGGACAAGCAGUACGACAGGAUCAAGGCUCGUCACCAAGAGAUCUUGUCCCAGCAGCAGGACCUGAUCAUGGCCACUCAGUCAGCCCAAGCCCUGCUGGACCGCCAGGCCCACACCUUGUCCCCUGCAGAGAAGGACAAGCUACAGAGGGACAUCCAGGAGUUGAAGGGUCGGUACAACAUGUCCCUCACCCAGGCGGAACAGCAGAUGAAGCAAGUGAUCCAGGUCCAGGAGGAGUUGAAGAAGUUCCAGGGAGACUUUGAGGAGUUCCAAGGAUGGCUGCAGCAGGCUGAGAGCCAAGCGGAGGACUUGGGGACCCCUGCUCGGGCUCUGGAUGUUCUCACAGACAAGCUCCAGAGACAGAAGAGUUUCUCUGAGGAUGUCAUCUCCCACAAAGGGGACCUGCGGUUCAUUACGAUCUCAGGGCAGAAGGUACUGGAUGUGGCGAAGGCCUGUGGACACAUGGACCCUGGGAGGAGAGACACCCAGUUGGAGGUGGAUACCACUGGUACCUGUGCUGCUGUGAAGGAGAAGCUGGACUCAGCUGCUAGCCGCUACAAAACCCUGCACUCUCAGUGUAACGAGCUCGGCAACAACCUCAAAGACGUGGUUGACAAGUACAAGAAGUAUGAGGAUUCGGCCGCUGCUCUCCUAAACUGGCUCAACAUCUCAGAGGAGGAGGCCAGGAGACAACAGUCUGAGGCCAUCGCUUCCGAUCCGCAAACCCUACAGAAACAGCUGGAAGACACCAAGGCUCUGCAAGGUCAGACCACUGGUCGCCAGACGACCGUGGAGACACUCCGCAAAACAGCUGACUCACUGGUCACCUCCGAGGGGGACUUGUUGACCAAUCAGGAUGAGAUCCAGGAGACAGUAGAUGAUAUUGUGGAGAGGUAUGACAACCUGUCUAAGUCAGUGAGUGACCGUAAUGAGAAGCUUCAGAUCACGCUCACCCGCUCUCUGAGUGUCCAGGACGGACUGGAUGAGAUGAUGGGCUGGAUGGACGGAGUAGAGGAGGGUGUGAACGACAAAGGACAAGUCCCUCUGAAUUCUGCGGCCAUUGGACAGGCGCUAAGCAAAGAGGCGGCUCUGGAGCAGGAUAUGUCGGGUCGCCACGGCAGCAUCUCUGCCAUGAAGGCCAAGGUGAAAAGGUUUGUGGAGACAGCUGACCCCGCCGCGGCCGCUCUGCUGCAGUCCAAAAUGGACGCCCUGUCGCAGCGCUUCUCUGAGGCCCAGGACAAGCACAAGCAGAAGGUGGGCCAGCUGGAGCAGCUGAAGGACAAGGUGGAGCAGUUUGAGAAGACCUCUGAAAAGGUGCAGCAGUUUGUGCUGAAACGCUCACAGACCCUCUCUGAAACAGACGGGCCCGGGAAAAAUGUCAACGAGCUCUCGCUGCUCAUGCAGGAUACUAACAAAGAGUUGGCUGAACAUGCCAAGGAUGUGGAAAUGCUGCAGAAGCUGUCAAUGGAGCUAUCCAGCAUGGAUCCAGAGGGAAGCAAGGCUCAGAUUCAAGGCAAGAUGGACAACCUCUCCAACACCUUCAACGCCUUCAGAGAUACUCUAAAGGAGAAAGAGGAGGAGGUGUCGUCCUGUCAGGACCAGCUGGGAGUCUUCACGGCUGCAGCCGGAGCUCUUAACACGUGGCUGAAGGAGACAACCGAGAAAGUCCCUGAGGUCCAGCCAACCAGCAGUGAAGAGAGUCUAGCGAAGGACCUGCAGAGAGUCACUGCUCUAAUGGAUGACUGGGCAACCAAAGGCUCUGCUGUCCAAGAUAUAAAUGCCAAAGGAUCUGCGCUAUGUAGCCUCAUCAGUGUCCUCACAUCUCCGGCCAAGACCAAGAUAACACAGAAGUCCGCGGUUACUAAUGGUGGGAACCAUGUCUACUUAACUAAUAAAGAGCUGAUGGUGGUGCAGCAGAACAUGUCGUAUAUCAACGAGGGCUACGAGAGCCUGGGGGAGCUACUGAAGGCACGGGGCGCUGAGCUCUCUGGUCUGGUGCAGGAGGUGACCGAGGCCCAGGCAGAGACAGAUGCAAUGAUGGUGUGGCUGAGAGACAUGAAGAAGACAGCAGCCUCCUGGAACUCUGCGUCCACGGAGAAAGAUGCCAUGAAAACACAGCUGGAGCAACAGAAGGCCUUUGAGGAUGAGAUGAAACAAAAGUGUGAACAGCUCCAGAAGUUGAGAGAGAAGCUCCUACACCUGAUUGAGAAACACCCUGACUCCCCUGAAGCAGCAAACUGGAACCAGAUGCUGGCGCAGAUUGAUGGCGCUUGGGCGGAUAUCAACGAUUUGGUGGAGGACAGGAAACAGCACCUUGAGGAGUCCCACAGGAACCUGGAUGUUUUUCACAGCAUCGAGCCACAGCUCCUCCAGUGGCUCUCAGAGAAGGAGUUGAUGCUCAGUGUCCUGGGCCCUCUCUCCAUGGACCCCAACAUGCUCAACACACAAAAGCAGCAAGUCCAGAUCCUCCUAAAGGAGUUUGACAGCCACAAGCCGCAGUACGACCAGAUUAAUGAGGCCGCCGCCGCUAUCUUGAGCACAUCAGACACGCAGGACCCCUCCUCCGGUGGCACACGGGUGAAGGAGCAACUGGCCGCCAUCACUCACAAAUGGCAGGACCUGACUGGGCGACUGGACCAGCGAGCUGGUCUUAUCGACCAGGCCGCGGAGAAGACGGGCCAAUUCCAGGGUCUGCUGAGGAGCCUCGGCCAGAGUGCCGCCUCGCUCGAGAGCCGCCUCAACGGCCUGCAGGCCCUCAGCAGUCAGCCCGACGUGGUGAAGAAGCAGCUGGAAGAGGCCAACAGCAUCUCUAGCCAGCUGAGGGAUGAGAGGAGGAGACUGAAAGAGGCUGAGGGCCUGUGUUCUGAACUCUCAACGCUGGUCACGGAGGACUACCUGAAAGCAGACUUGGCCAGGCAGCUGGAGGGUAUCACCAAGCCCUUCAGACUGUUAGAGGGCAAAGCAGGAAAGAGGAUCCAGCAGAUCAAUUCUGCCUUCGCCAGUUCCCAACAGUUCCACCAGACCGCCGAAGACUUCCAGGGUUGGAUGAACGAGAAGCUUCAAGAGCAGUCUAAACCCCAGGUUAUCUCUGCCCAAGUAGACACUCUGCGACAGAGCCUGAAAGAACAUGGUUCCCUACAGAAAGUAUUGGGCGAACAUGAGGAGCCGUACAGCAACAUCAUCAGAGAGGGAGAGACCCUCUUGCAGAACACCGAUGGGGCAGAGAAGGUGGCACUACAGGGACAGCUGGCAGAACUGCGUCACAACUGGGACGACGUGAAGAAGAGCUUGACUGAGCGCCAGGAGAAGCUCCAGGGAGCACUGCAAAAGGCCCAGAAGUACCACGAGCAUGUGGAGAAGCUCCAGUCCUGGGUCCAGGAGUGUGAGGCCAGAGUGGGAAGCAUUAAGCUCUGCGUGGACCCUGCCGAGGUGGAGGGCUCCAUAUCCUCGCUGAAGGCCAUCCAGAAGGACGUGGAUAAACAGAGAGGCCUGGUGGAGCAUCUGAGCACUGCAGCCGAAAGCCUCCUGGAGGUGGCCAAUGCAGACACCGACGCUGUCAGGCAGGAGAAGGCAGCAAUCACGCAGAGUGUGGACCGGCUGACGGAGGGGCUCCAGAACAAGAGGGAGUCUCUGGAGAAGAUCUCACAGAGGCUGAAGGAGUUCAACAACACACACAAAGAGGCUAAGGGCCAGCUGGAAGGGGCUAAGAAGCAGCUAGAAGUAAACGCCUCCUCCGGUGUCCAGGCCUACAGCAGCAAGAACCUGACCAACAUGAAAGCCCAGCAGAAGAGCUUGGAUUUGGUCAACACCCAAGUGGAGCACCUGAAAUGCCUCGCUCAGGGCCUGGUGGCUGACCUUCCUGAGGCAGAGGGGGUGACUGACCUCUUGCUACAAGCCGACAGUCUGGAGAAAGAGUACUCCUCCCUCAGCAGGGAUGUUGGGGAGACCUGCUCCACCUUAGAGGGCAAGCUGCAGGGCAUUGGGCAGUUCCAGACCCAAAUCCGUGAGAUGUUCACUUGCUUCGCGGACCUAGAUGACGAGCUGGACAGCUUGGCUCCUGUGGGCCGCGAUCUAGCCACCCUAAAGGAACAGCAGGGAGGCAUCAAGGGCUUUAUGGAGAAACUGCAGGUGCUGAUGGCUGACACAGCUCGCGGAGGGGACAGCUGUAAGAAGAUGCUAGAGACUGAGGCCUCCCCAGACCUUUUGGGCCUGAAGCGAGACCUCGAUGCUCUGAGUAAGCAGUGUGGCAAGCUGAUGGACAGGGCAAAAGGUAGAGAUGAACAAGUAGGGACCACACUAACCCGUCUGGAAGAGCUUUACUCUAAGCUACAGCAGUUCACCAACAAACUGGCCGGAGCCGAGGUCAAGGAGGAGAGUCAAGGGUCAGUUGGCAUGGAGACCGAUGUAAUUAACCAGCAGCUGGAAGCUUUUAAGGUAUUCCAGAAAGAGGAAGUUGAUCCACUGCAGUCACAGUUGCAAGACAUCAGCUGGCUGGGCCAGAGCCUGAUCCAGAACGCUGCCAAAGGCACCAACAUAAAGGGCCUAGAACAUGACCUGGAGGAUGUCAACACACGAUGGAACACUCUCAAUAAAAAGAUUGCUGAGCGGUCUGCACAGCUGCAUGAGGCCCUGUUGCAUUGUGGGAGGUUCCAGGAUGCCCUGGAGUCCUUGCUCAGCUGGUUGACGGACACAGAGGAGCUAGUGUCCAAUCAGAAACCUCCAUCUGCCGAGUUCAAAGUUGUCAAGGCACAGAUCCAGGAGCAAAUACUCCUCCAGAGGUUGCUGGAUGAGCGCAGACCCACGGUGGAGCUGAUUAAGAAGGAGGGGGAGAAGGUUGCCGAGCUGGGAGCAGAGUCUGUGGACAGGGAGAAGGUGGGGAAGGAGAUUGAGUGUCUGGGACAGCGCUGGGAUGCUCUGCUGAAGAAGGCUGAGAACAGGCACAAACAGCUGAAGAGCAUCCUGGUUGUAGCGCAGCAGUUCCAUGACACACUGGAGCCUCUGUCCGAGUGGCUCUCUGCCACAGAGAAAUGCCUGGCCAACUCUGAACCCAUCGGCACGCAGACCUCUAAGCUGGAGGAGCAGAUCGCCCAGCACAAGGCCUUAGAGGAGGAGAUAAUGGGUCACAGCAAAGACCUGGUUCAGGCCAUCAGUCUGGGUCAGAGGCUGAAGACGGUCAGCUCAGUGGACGAUAAGGAGCUAGUGCAGUCUAAGCUGGACUCCGCCCAGGCCGGGUACAUAGAGCUGCAAGAGCGCUGCAGAAGGAAGGCUGAGAUGUUGCAGCAGGCUAUAGCCAAUGCCCAGCUGUUUGGAGAGGACGAGGUGGCCCUCAUGAACUGGCUGAAUGAAGUGCACACUAGGCUGAACGAAGUGUCCGUUGAAGACUACAAGACAGAUGUGCUUGAAAGGCAGUGUGCAGAUCAGCUGGCCCUACAUGAAGACAUUGAGUUGAGGAAGCAAAAUGUUAAUCAAGCCAUUUCCAAUGGAUUGGAGCUACUGAAACAAACAACAGGGGAUGAGGUUGUCGUCAUCCAAGGCAAGUUGGAUGGCAUAAAGACACGAUACGCUGAGAUCAACGCCAUGAGUGAUAAUGUGUCCAAAACCCUGGAUCAGGCUCUGGCUCUGGCUUCCAAAUUCAAACACACCCAUGAAGACCUCAGCACCUGGCUGAAGAAUGUGGAAGCCGAGCUCAGUGCCUUCGCUGUUCAGGGGCCCGUUGGAGAGCAGCUCAUCCAGGCACAAGACAGGCAAAAGGGGUUGUUGAAAGAGGUCAGAGAUCGCAAGCCCCAGGUGGACAAACUGAAUGAGGUCAGCAGCUCACUCCUGGAGCUGGUCCCAUGGAGGGCCCGAGAGGGUCUGGACCAGCUGGUCACUGAGGACAAUGACCGCUACAAGGCCGCCACCGACACCAUUGCACAGAAUGUGGCGCAGAUCGAUGCCGCCAUACUGAAAUCACAGCAGUUUGAACAAGCAGCUGACACAGAGUUGGCCUGGCUCACCGAAGCAGAGAGGAGGAUGUUGUCAUUUGGGGAGAUCAGGCUUGAGCAGGACCAGACUACAGCCCAGCUCCAGGCGCAGAAGGGCUUCUCCAUGGACCUCCUCAGACACAAGGAUGCCAUGGAUGACAUAGUGAAAUCAGGCGAAGCCAUCAUGAACAGCAAGGAUGAGGAGGAAAAGCAAGCCUUGAAGACUAAGAUCCAAGCACUCCUGGAGAAGUAUGGUGCGGUCAGUCAACUUAACUCAGAGCGCUGCCUGCAGUUGGAGCGAGCCCAGUCUCUUGCCAGCCAGUUCUGGGAGACCUAUGAGGAACUGUGGCCUUGGCUCCAAGAAACCCGCGCCAGUUUCAGCCAGCUACCAUUGCUGGCCAUUGAGUACGAAGCUCUACGACAGCAACAGGAGGAGCUCAGGCAAAUGCGAGAGCUGAUCGCUGAGCACAAGCCCCACAUCGACAAGAUGAACAAGACCGGCCCACAGCUUUUGGAGCUGAGUCCUGGGGAGGGUGUCGCUAUCCGGGAGAAGUACUCUGCCACAGACCAGCUGUACACCCAGCUUAAGGCUGACGUCAAACACAGAGCCGCCACGCUGGAUGAGGCAAUCUCCAAGUCCACACAGUUCCACGACAAGAUUGAGCCCAUGCUGGAGUCUUUGGGGCGAAUUGCUGAACGCCUUCGCCAGCCUCCCUCCAUCUCCGUGGAGGUGGAGAAGAUCAGGGAGCAGCUCACCGAAAACAAGGCUGUGUCCGUGGACCUGGAGAAACUGCAGCCUUCCUAUGACACGCUCAAACAGCGCGGCGAGGAGAUGAUCGCGCGCUCAGCAGGAACUGACAAGGACCUGUCUGCUAAAGCUGUGCAAGACAAAUUGGACCAGAUGGUCUUUACCUGGAAUGAGAUCCAUUCCCUGAUGGAAGAGAGGGAGGCCAAGCUUCUAGAUGUGAUGGACUUGGCUGACAAGUUCUGGUGUGACCACAGUGCCCUCAUCGUUACCAUCAAGGACACCCAGGACCUACUGAGGGAGCUGGAAGAGCCUGGAGUCGACCCCUCUGUGGUGAAACAGCAGCAGGAGUGUCUGGAGGGAUACAAAGAGGAGAUUGAUGGUCUUCAGGAAGAGCUGGAUGUGGUCCGGACCCUGGGGGUGGAGCUUAUGGCUGCCUGUGGUGAACCAGAUAAGCCUGUCAUUAAAAAGAGUAUUGACGAGGUGAACUCAGCGUGGGAGACGCUGAACAAGGGAUGGAAGGACAGGGUGGACAGACUGGAUGAUGCCAUGCAGGCUGCUGUGCAGUUCCAGGAUAGCCUGCAGGGUAUGUUUGACUGGGUGGAUAUUGUGGAGAACAAACUGGAUUCUAUGUCACCUGUGGGCACUGACUUGGAGACUGUCAAGCAGCAAAUUGAAGAGCUCAAGGAGUUCAAAGGGGAGGCAUAUCAGCUGCAGAUCGAAAUGGAACGGCUGAACCAUCAGGCUGGCCUGCUGCUAAAGAAGGUGACAGAGGAGUACGAUCGCUGUGCCAUCCAGGAGCCCAUGACUGAGCUCAAAAUGCUCUGGGACAACCUGGAUGAGAAGAUCAUCAACAGACAGCAUAAACUGGAGGGAGCGCUGUUGGCUUUGGGGCAGUUCCAGCAUGCUCUGGAUGAACUUCUGGCCUGGAUGAGCAACACGGAAGAGCUGCUUAACGAGCAGAGGAAGGCUGCAGGAGACCCCAAGGCCAUUGAGAUUGAGCUUGCCAAGCACCACGUCCUCCAAAAUGAUGUGCUGGCCCAUAAGACAACGGUGGAGGUGGUGAACAAGGCCGGUACGGACCUGGUGGAGUCCACCUCGGGAGAGGAAGCCUCUGGUCUGCAGAGCAAACUGGAGAGCCUUACACAGCGCUGGAAGAGCAUCCUGGAAAAGACUGAGCAGAGGAGGCACCAACUGGACAGUGCCCUGCUGCAGGCCCAAGGUUUCCAUGGCGAAAUUGAAGACAUGCAGCAUUGGCUGAAAGACACAGAGCGUCAGCUGUUAGCAUCAAAGGCUGUGGGAGGCUUACCAGACACGGCCCGCGAGCAGCUUAACGCCCAUCUGGAGUUGUGUUCUGCAUUUGAGGCCAAAGAGGAGUUGUACCAACAGUUGAUAGACAAAGGCCAGCAGCUGCUCACUCUGACCCCCACAGGCCAGGACAGCAACACAGAGCAGGACCUCAGGAACCUGCAGGACAAGUGGGAGCUGGUUCAGACCAAGGUGGCUGACAGAAAGGUUAAACUGGAAGAGGCUUUGGCUCUGGCCACAGAUUUCCACAACUCACUCCAGGACUUCAUCAACUGGCUGACUCAAGCGGAACAGACUCUAACCAUGUCCUCACCUGCCUCCCUCAUCUUGGAAACCGUCAUGUUCCAGAUAGAUGAGCACAAGGUGUUUGUGACGGAGGUGAACUCCCACAGGGAACAGAUUAUUGAGCUGGAUAAGACAGGGACCCAUCUGAAGUACUUCAGCCAGAAGCAGGACGUGGUGCUGAUCAAGAACCUGCUGAUCAGUGUGCAGGGCCGCUGGGAGAGCGUGGUGCAGAGGUCAGUGGAGAGGGGACGUCUGCUGGACGACGCCAGGAAGAGGUCCAAACAGUUCCACGAAACCUGGAAUAAGCUGACAGAAUGGUUGGAUGAGUCGGAGAAGGCUUUAGAUUCUGAGCUGGAAAUCGCCAAUGAUCCUGACAAGAUCAAGACGCAGCUGGCCCAGCACAAGGAGUUCCAGAAGGCCCUGGGCAGCAAGCACUCGGUGUACGACACCACCAGUCGGACGGGACGGGCCCUGAAAGACAAGACGUCGCUACAGGACGACAACCAGAAGCUGGAGGGCAUGCUGAGUGAACUGAGGGACAAGUGGGACACCGUCUGUGGGAAGUCCGUGGAGAGGCAAAAUAAGCUUGAGGAAGCGCUACUGUUCUCUGGCCAGUUUACGGACGCCCUGCAGGCCUUGAUUGACUGGCUGUACAGAGUCGAACCUCAACUAGCUGAAGACCAACCAGUACAUGGAGACAUAGACCUGGUACUAAAUCUCAUCGACAGCCACAAGGUGUUUCAGAAGGAGCUAGGGAAAAGGACAGGGAGUGUGGCGGCCCUAAAGCGCUCAGCUAAGGAACUGAUUGAGGGCAGUCGUGAAGACUCCUCCUGGGUCAAAGCUCAGAUGCAGGACCUGAGUUCUCGCUGGGAGACAGUGUGUGCCCGUUCCGUUUCCAAACAGACCCGUCUGGAACAGGCAUUGUGUCAGGCUGAGGAGUUCCACUCUACAGUUCACAUCCUACUGGAGUGGCUGGCAGAGGCUGAACAGAGCCUGCGUUUCCAUGGCACCCUGCCCGACGACGAGGAGGCCCUCCGGGCACUCAUUGAGCAGCACAAGGAGUUCAUGAAGAAGCAGGAGGAGAAGAGAGUGGGCCUGAAUAAAGCCACCAGUAUGGGGGAGGCUAUCUUGACCAUCUGCCAUCCUGAUUCUAUCACCACCAUCAAGCACUGGAACACCAUAAUUAAAGCUCGUUUCGAGGAGGUCCAGGCGUGGUCGCGGCAACACCAGCAACGCCUGGCUGUGGCCCUCUGUGAUCUGCUGGCAACCCAGGAACUGCUGGAGGGACUGCUGGGCUGGCUGCAGUGGGCUGAGACCACCCUUAAUGAAAAGGACCAGGAGGUGCUGCCUCAGGAUAUAGACGAGGUCAAGGCCCUCAUCGCUGAGCACCAGACAUUCAUGGAGGAAAUGACCAGGAAGCAACCAGAUGUUGACAAGAUCACCAAGACACACAAGAGAAAGGCUGUGGGCGGGAGCGAGCCGGCCAUCCAGUCCCAAAUCCCUGUCCUGGAGAAAGGAAGAGGGGGAAGAAAGCGUUCUCCCACACAAGGCAUGUAUCCGUCGGCAACACAGUCUCCAAUAGAGACCAAGAAUCCCAGGGUCAACCUGUUGGUCAGCAAGUGGCAGCAGGUGUGGCUACUGGCCCUGGACAGAAGAAGGAAACUCAACGAUGCCAUGGACAGAUUGGAGGAGCUGAAGGAAUUCGCCAACUUUGACUUUGAUGUGUGGCGGAAGCGCUACAUGCGAUGGAUGAACCAUAAGAAGUCGCGUGUCAUGGACUUCUUCAGACGAAUUGACAAAGACCAGGAUGGAAAGGUUACCAGACAGGAGUUCAUAGAGGGCAUCCUGUCUUCCAAAUUCCCUACUAGUCGGUUGGAGAUGAGUGCGGUGGCAGACAUAUUUGACCGGGAUGGUGAUGGCUACAUUGAUUACUACGAGUUUGUGGCUGCCCUUCACCCCAACAAAGAGGCGUACAAACCCCUCACAGAUGCAGACAAAAUUGAAGACGAGGUUACGCGUCAAGUGGCAAAAUGCAAGUGUCCUAAACGAUUCCAAGUUGAGCAAAUUGGAGCCAACAAAUACAGGUUCUACCUUGGAAACCAGUUUGGUCUGGUUCACUGCUUACAUGACGAUGAGGUAGUAGCAAACAGGGACAGUCAAAAUCUAACCCCCCACCUACAAGUUGCAGUUUUGGAAAGCUGUAUUCUGUUUGGAGAUUCCCAGCAGCUUCGCCUGGUACGAAUCCUGCGGAGCACAGUGAUGGUGCGUGUGGGCGGAGGCUGGAUGGCCCUGGACGAGUUCCUGGUGAAGAACGACCCCUGCCGUGUUCAUCACCAUGGGAGUAAAAUGUUGCGCUCGGAAUCAAACUCUUCAAUUACUCAGUCUCCUAUAGGUUGGCAACAAAUCUCACAUUUUCUCACCUUGCUCCACGAACCCUCCAGUGCCAAAGGCAGGACAAACAUGGAGUUGAGAGAGAAGUUCAUUCUCCCAGAAGGCACCACUCAAGUGAUGGCCAGCUUUCGGUAUAGAGGUCGUAGGUCACGGCCGUCGUCUCGGGCUGCCUCCCCCAACAGGUCCAAUUCCAGCCAGAGCUGUCCGGCCCAGCAUAACAACCCAGCCUUGCCCAGCACACCCAAGACUCCCCAACACAUAACCCGCAAUUAUGAUAAACCCUGGUUGACAAACAGCAAACCCUCCACUCCUCUUAAAUCAUCAGACUCCUUUGAGAGCCAAGGUUCAUCCUCUGAGAGCACCCCGAUACAGGGCAGCAAACUCCGGCUGCCUGGGUACCUGUCAGGAAAAGGUUUCCAGUCAGGAGAAGAUCAGGGAACCUUGAUCAACGCUGCCGUGAUGAAGGCGCGGGGUCAGGCCAUAGGCUAUGAAUCGAGACGGACGAGCAGCCGACCCGGAAGUAAAACAGGAAGUCGGGUCAGCAGCCGCAGGGGGAGCGACGCGUCAGACUUCGACAUUUCCGACAUUGCGUCGGUGUGCUCCGACACAUCGGAGACGGUGGGCGACACCAGCCGGGCAACGCCUCGCUCGUCGUCACGCCAGCACGGAGGCAAGCCCUCCAAAAUCCCCACCCCGCAGAGGAGGUCGACUCCGAGCAAACUAGCCAAGACCUCCAAGAGGUAGUCGGUUGGCCGUGAGAGAACGGAGUGGCUCUGGAAGUUCCCCCGAGACAUACGGAGACUGGAGGCACACGAUCUGACACUAAAGACUGCCGUAUGUGUUGAUUAUUUAAAGUGUUGUGAAGAUGUAAAAUAUUCUGUUGAAAGAAAAAAAAACUGUUUAAUAUUAAGUGAGAAUGGAAUGCCAAUGGCCUUGUGUAUUUGUCUUAAUGUAUUUUAUUUUAUGUGAAUAAUGUCAAAUUAUUAUUAUUAUUAUUUUAAUAAACCUGAAGAGGUUGAAAAAACUCAAAAGGAAAAAAAACUGGGAAAAGACUGUACAUUGUGUGGUAAACUAACAAUUUGACAGACUAAUGAAUGGAAAGCAGCAUUGUGCUCUUAGAGAGUUACUGAAUGUACUGUAAUUUCUGUAUGCUGACAUGCGUGUGGGUCACGCUACCCUGUGGGACACCUAAAUGACAUAUUAUCUAUUCAAAAUGCAAUGUACCACCAAAAACACAUUAAAAGGCAAUACAAGUAUACAUGUAGCCUACCACAUAAUAAGCACUGCAAGUAAUGACGUUCUGACUGAGAAACAUGCUGUAGGCAUGUUCACGCAGAAACGCCUCAAUAUUCAGGCUUCAGAGUACUCCACCAUACCUUAGCACCUGCCGGUACUGUUUUGUUUGGUUGACUUACAGCGAUGUGUGCCAUUUUACCUUGAACAACGGGUCUCCCCGGGGACCCUAAUAGACAUUAUUUAGUGCAUUCAUCAUGUCAAUGUAUGGUUCAUUUUGCUAGAGUGGAAAGGAUUACUGUAACCCUUUUUGUAAUAAAUCUGCUUGCGUAAAGCUACCAUGGAAUACUGA